UCCAGGACCCGCAGGUCGGGAAGAUUAAUCCGCUCUCUGGGGUUAUUCGGCCACAGAAGUACGGUCGAGUCUACAAAGCAGGUCCCGCGUCUGUGGAUUUUACCUACUGUGUACCCAACACUGGGGCCUGGCCAGCCUCCAUUUUUUGGAAACGACAAAAACAAUAAAUGCUACUAUAUCUCAUUUUUCAACAAAGAACGUUAACGUUUAUUCAUCCCUUGCAGAAGCGGGAAGAGGAGGAAGGGGCCAAAACAGAUUGAGGGUUAACUCUGCAGAAGUCAGUUUGGCUCUUUACAUAUUUUCUUUCGUUAUUCCUGCACCAAGCUUGUAACGUAGGCUUCGUUGUUCGCAUUUUACGAAGAGGAGAUUGAGACUCUGAGUCCAGGAGCGACUGACCUAACAGAGAGCCUUGUGUGCUUGUCACUCUCCUUAAGCCCCACCUCUCUUCAAUAGUGCUUAUGUCUAAUUCCACUUAAGCAACUUUUGGAGUAACGAGCAGGGGGAAAAGAUUGACUUUCUGGCCUGGCUCAUAAAGAAGGGAAAGAAGCACUUUGGGAUUGGAAGUAACUCCUAGGGAUUCCUGAUGAGGGGAGAGCGGUUCACCGUGCGUCCCAAUUUCCGGUUCACAAGUAACUCUAUAGUUUGACAGUUACCAUGGCUCCGGGAGAUGUGCGUCUUACGUUCUUCCGCGGCGCUGGCUGAUGGCGUACUCAGUUCCGGCGCCCUCCUUAUGAGGGCGGGGAAGCAAGGUACUGGGGGAAACUUAGCUCUUAGUGUAGCAGGGUCAUGAAGAAGAGGCGGCGGCGGGAGGAAGGAGGAGGCGGCGGGGGUGAGAAACUGCGGUAGUUGUCCGCUGGCCUGUUGGCGUGGCUGUGUGGAAAGGGCGUAGUUCUUAAUCCCUUUUCCGGGCAGCGGCCGGGGCUCGGGGCUGAGAGCGGCCCUGGGGCCGCCUCCCCGGGCCCCCUGGCUCCGCCAUGUUCCGCAGGGCACGCCUUAGCGUGAAGCCGAAUGUCAGGCCUGGUGUAGGCGCCAGGGGUUCAACCGCUCCCAACCCCCAACGUGGACAAGAGGCUCCGAGGCCCCAGGAUCCUGCAGCGGCCUCUUCCCCGAAGCCAGCGGAGUCUACAGAUGUGCCCUUGGUGGACUGCGGGGGAUCCGAGCCCCAAGAAAAGGCUCCCAGGAGCAGUGAUGAAAAGACUGACAGUGAGAAUUAUGUUGAAGAAUCCAGUAAAUCUUCCUCUACUGUUUCACAGAGAAGAAAGAGAAUAUCAAGUACUCCUACUCUGGUUAAGCCUGGUGUCAAUGUUCCUUCAGAAUCUCAUCCCUUAUCUACAGUUAAUCAAGAAGUUCCACAGCCAAACCCUGUUUCAACAAAAGAGGAACAACCAUGUUCAGACAGAUACCGAUUAUAUAAAGCCCAGAAACUAAGAGAAAUGUUAAAAGAAGAAUUAAGAAAAGAGAAGAAGCAAUGGAAAAACAAAUAUGCCAUAAAUGAAAGUCAGAAGCCACCAGAUCGUUCAAAAAUGACUAUGAGAGAUUUCAUAUAUUACCUGCCAGAUAACAAUCCAAUGACUUCUUCACUGGAGCAAGAAAAGAAAACUGAAAAAUCAUUGACACCAGUCCAGACAAGAGAGCAAGAAGGUAAGAGUACUCCUGAUCCGGCAGAUAAUGAAGAACUAGAAGAAGAGGUAGAUGACGGGCCAUUGCUGGUUCCUCGAGUAAAAGUGGCAGAAGAUGGUUCCAUUAUUUUGGAUGAAGAAAGUUUAACUGUAGAAGUUUUAAGGACAAAAGGCCCCUGUGUGGUUGAGGAAAAUGACCCCAUAUUUGAGCGUGGUUCUACAACUACAUAUUCCAGCUUUAGGAAAAACUAUUACUCUAAACCAUGGUCAAAUAAAGAAACAGAUAUGUUUUUUUUAGCCAUCAGCAUGGUAGGAACUGACUUUUCUAUGAUCGGACAGCUUUUUCCUCACAGAGCAAGGAUAGAAAUUAAGAAUAAAUUUAAACGUGAAGAGAAAACAAAUGGAUGGAGAAUAGACAAAGCCUUUCAGGAAAAGCGCCCUUUUGACUUCGAUUUUUUUGCUCAUUUGCUUCAGAAAGUUCUUGCUGAAGAAGAGAAAAGAAAACAAAAAUCUGUUAAAAAUCAGAGUUUAAAGGAGAAGAAAUCUUCUAAACCACGGAAAAAUGUAAAAGUGAAAAAAGUUGCCAGUGAAGGAGGAAAUGAUGAUCCAGAUGUGUCUCCGAGCACCAAAAUUUCAGACACAGAAUCACCUCAAAAGGAUGCUCAGAUAGUUGAAGAAGAACAACAGUCUCAGACUUUAACAGGACAGGAUUCAGAACAGAUUGCAUUAGAACCAAACCUAAAUCAAAAGAAAAGAAGAAGAAAGAAUCAGGAUGAAGUUGGUAAACAGGAAGUAAAAAAUCUUUCAGGAAAUGCCACUGUUCAGUUAGGUCAUUCUAAAGGAGAAAAAUACAAAAAUAAAGAUCAGUCUUUAAGGACUGAGAUAAAUGAAGAUGAAGUCAGUAAGGAACAGAAGCUUUCUUGCCUACAAAACAUGGAUGACAUUGUGGAUUUAUCCUCCAGUGAAAAAGCUGAGAAAAGAGCUGACCCUAUCCUUUUAUCAAGUGAUCAACAAGGUGCUGCAACCUCACUAGCAACUGAAGCUUCAGAAUCAAGCCCUUCAGAUUUGCCUUUAUCAGAAGCUGGCAUUACCUCACUGUGUGAAGUGAAUAAUGUUGAAAGUAGUUGUACAGAAGAAGGCAGUGUUGACCUAAAAAAUAAAUCAUUGGAAACUGAUCAGUCAAGAAAUGUUAAACUGAUGGGAAGAAGACAACUACAGAGACCUAAACCCAAUUUAUCAAGGGCAGUUGGGAAGAAACCUGUUCUUUCACAAGGUAAAACAGAUGCGGAGAGCAAGAGUUUACAUGCAGAAACUUCAGUUGAAAAGAAUCAUAUGGAAAAGGAUAAAGUGAAUACAUUGGACGUUUCUGGAAUGGGGAAUACAGAGAGAGAGAACCCAGAAGCUGAGACUGUAUCUACUUCUAGUGAAAAAACUGGUCUGCAGGAAGAUGAUCAAGCGAAGGCUGUCAGACCAGCACGACUAAUGAGGGGUCGAUUGCAAAGGCCAAAGCCAAAUGUAGGAAAAGCUGCUGAAAGAAAAGAAAUUCUUGCAUCACAGGAAAAAAUUGAGGCUAAUGUAAAAAAGAAUGAAAGUCAAUCCUGUAUUACUAGAGAUAGUCCUGAACAAGUAGAAGAUCAGUCAUGUAAAAAUUUUGACUUUGAAGACAUCACAUUACAAUCUGAGAAAGAAGAUAAUUUUUUUCAAAUGAACGUUAAUGAAUGUGUAAGUAUUCAAGAGGAUAAUAAAGUCCCAGUUCUGAAGACUCGAUUUCAGAAACCAAAGCCAAAUAUAGGAAGAGGAGCUAGAAGAAGAGAAAUUUUCUCAAAGGAAGCGGUGUCAGAGGAGAUUGUUACAUCUGGGCAAUUCACAGCGCCUUUGGGAGAAAUUACGAGAGUGGAAGAAACCUUACCAAGGGAGAGUAUAUUAGUGGAGGCUAAUACUACUAAGGAAAUGGAGUCAUAUUUAAAAAAAACUGAAAGAGACAACUCUCCCAGAGAGAAGAUACCAGAAAUGAGGGACAACACUGUGGAUAUGGAGACAGAUUUGAAAGAAACUGGAAGAGAGGUUUCUCCAAAGGACACUAUAUCAGAGGUGUCUGAUGUCAUUGAGGAAAGUGUGACAGAUUUGGAAGAAACUGGAAGAGAGGUUUCCCCAAGGGACACUAUAUCAGAGGUGUCUGAUGUCACUGAGGAAAGAGUGACAGAUUUGGAAGAAACUGGAAGAGAGGUUUCCCCAAGGGACACUAUAUCAGAGGUGUCUGAUGUCACUGAGGAAAGAGUGACAGAUUUGGAAGAAACUGGAAGAAGAGAAAUAUCCCUACAGGAAAAUGCCCUGGAGGUCAGCACUACAGAUGAAGUAGAAACAGGUUUAGAAGAAACUGGAAGUGAGGUUUCUGUAAGGGAAAAUGUACCAGAGAUGGUUGAUGCUACUGAGGACAGAGAAACACAUUUGGAAAAAACUGAAAGAAGAGAAAUAGGCACAGAAGGAAAGGCCCCACAGGUCGAGACUCAAGGUGAAAUGGAGACAGAUUGGAAAGAAAUUGAAAAAGGAACUUCCCUGAGAGAAAAGGUACUAGUGGGUAUCAGUGCCAUGGGGGAAAGGGAGAUUGAUUUGAAAGAAACUGGAAAAAGAGACCUUUCCUUGAUGGAAGAGGUAUCAGGAAAGACGACUGCUACUGAAGAAACAGAGGCGGAAUCAAAAGAAACUGGAGGAGACAUUUCCCUGAAGAAAAGCAGAUCAGAAGAGAUUAAUGCCCCUGAAGAAAUGGCUGCAGAUGUGGAAAAAACUGGAAAAAUAGAUAUUUCUCUAAGGAAAAAUGGAGCAGAGACUAGGACCUCAAGACAAACGGACACAGAUUUAAUGCAGAGCAGUAGUAGUUGCUGCAGCACUAUGCCUUCACUAAAUACCAAAAACGUUAGCAGUGAAGUACUAUCCAUGGUGCAUACACCUGAAGAAGAAAAAAGAAAUUCUGAAAAGGAACUGUCAGGUCACUUGAGUUGUUUGAAGACUUCUUUGCAGACUUCUGAACCUGAUAAAACAGAAGACCGGGGGAUGCUAUCUUCAGAUGUUCCAGAGCAGUUUUCAGAUACUAAUUUAAGCAAAUCUCUUCCUCAAGAGCAGAAGCCACUUGAAGUUAAACCAGCACCUUUUGUGAGAAGUCGAUUCAAAAGACCAAAACCAAACUUAGCAAGAGCAACUUUAAAGAGAGAGACUACAGAAGCAGAAAAAUAUGUAUCUGGGAAGAAAUUGGAAACUGAUAAUACUGAGACCGUUGUGGUACAGCAGGGCAGUGACCAGAUGAACAGUCUCCCUUCUCAACAUGGUGUGGCUUCCCUAAUGACAUCAAGAGAAAAAGACAUAUCAGGUCACAGGGAGGAGGAGUCUGUAAUAUUACCAUGUAUACAGACUGAAAAGGACCUUUCACCUUUGAGUUCUUGUGAUCCUAAAGAGCUGUCUCAGCCUACACAGGCCCAGGAAAAGGAAUUAGUUGUUUCUACAGGGGCUCAUAAUACAAGCACUUUCCAGCAAGAAGUGAAGGAAAGCGUUAUCCCAACUGCUCAAACAGUAAGGAGCCGAUUUCAGAGACCCAGACCAAACAUAAGAAAGACUGGACAGAGGCAAAUAGAAAAAGGUGAAGCUGAAGGCAUAAUUAAGGAAGAAAGAACGAUAGUACAAAAAGAUGAAAUUAAAAAGUUCUUGACUGUGCCAAAUUCUCCAAUUGGAACUGAAAUUGAAGUUGUAUCCUCCAAAGUUUCAGAGUCACAGUAUGAAAACCAGAGUCACAUGGUUCUUGUAGAACCUCUUCAUCUUAACAAAAUAAAUGUUUUAGAUGAAAAGAUGAGACAUGAACCUAAAAGGUCUGUUCCCAGUGUAGCACAUUUGGUAAGAAGGCAAUUCCAAAAGGCUAAACCAAAUUUGGGAAGAGCACAUGGUAAGAAAGAGGAACCAGGCAUAGAAAAACACAGAGCAGAUCAGAGUGAGGCAAGGAAGCCAGAAGAUAAUUUGCUGCAGCCAGGAGAUUCUGACACUCAUCUCCUUCAAAAAGAAAAGGCUGAGUUUCUGACAUCUUUGGAGGUUUCAGCAAGAAAAGAUUGUGUAGAUUCCACAGAGGCCUCUUUGGCCAAAAACAAUGCUCCUUCAGAAGUUGGACCAUCAGGAAGCGGAGAAAAAACUGUAGGGGAUAAAUCUGUGUCUUCGGUUGCUGAAGAGCAGUGUCUCAGUAAACUAUCAAGCUCUCCACAGCUGUUAAAAGAAUCAAAUUACUCUAAAAUUGGUCUGGAUCGAAGAGCAACUGUCUCUUCUGCUUCUGAGUGUGAGGUAGAUCAUAGUGGAAGGAGAAUGCAUCGCAAGAUGAAACCAAGUGUCACCAGAGGGCGUGGAUCAAAACGAGUUCGAAGUAAGACCUUUAAGAAGGAACCUCGAGCUUCCAAGGCCACGCUGGUGACUCUUCGGGCUUCGCAGGAAGAAGAUGAAGAUGAUGAUGAAGAUUUUGAGCCUGAUUAUGAAGACGAAAGUUACCAUCUUGCUCCAGAAGAAGUAAACAAAGCUCCAGUGUUUGUUCCCAUUGGUCUCAGGUCUCCCGAACCUGUUUCUGCUCAGAUCGAGGAAACGAUGGAAGAGCUUGAAAUAACUGUGAAUGUGCCAGAUAUAGGCAUAGCUGUUGUUGAACAUCCACUCUCAAACACAGAUGUGACUACUCAGGAGAUGAAACAAGAAGAAAAUUUGAAGGCAUUAUCUGUUGAAAUCAACACAGGUGAACAUACCCAAGAUGAAACAGGUACCAACGAUGGAAGCACUGAAGCUGCUAUAACUUUACUUACAAUGGGAGAUCUAGUGUUGCAAUCAGAGAUCGGUACAGAACAGAGUGAUGGAGUAUGUGUACUUCUUGAUGUUCAUUCAAAGGAUAAAAGCUGUGUUCCUUUUAGCCCAGAUAAUGUAAAUCACAAAAUUGUUCGUGAAUGUCAGGAGCUUUCUUCACCUGUCAAUAGUACAUCUCCUUCUUCAUUAGAAGAAAACAAGAUUGUAUUGGAAGAGCAAAGUACUAAAGAAGAAAUUGGUUUAGUGGAGAAAGUAAAGGAAAACGCUGUAUCAACCAGGAAUACAACUUCUGAAGUGACUGGUAAUUUGAGAAUGAGAAGUAGAUUUGCCAAGCCUAAACCAAAUCUUGAGACUUCAGGGACCAACAGGUUUGGUGUUCAUCAGGAAGUUCCCAGUGUGUUUGUAAACAAAGGAGAAGUAGUAGAAAGUCAAAGAGAAACUGAGAAAAAUGCUUCUGAAGCAACGGAAUUACAAGAUGAAAACCUUGGAUCACUUACAACAGCAGAGAAUAAGGAGCAGAGCAAAUUGGCUUGUGAACAUGGUAUUGAAGAGACUAUUUCUCAAGAAGCAAAUCUAACUGAAAGAAACGAUGAUCAAGAAGAAGAAUCUCAAAAGGUUCAGAUAUCGUCAGUUGCUCCAGUUGUUUCCUUUGAGACAAGGCCCCAUACACUUGGUUCAGAUAUGGUUCUCAGUGAGAGUUCCAUCAAAGAGCCCCAGAGAAAGGACUCUAAUGGAGACAGUGUGCUUGCACUUCAUGUGUCAGAGGGUACACCAACUAGUAUGCUGGAAGUCCAACAAGAGAAUGUAAUCAGUUCUCAAGACUUAGCAGUGAAUCUAGUUGCUAAUGUACAUCAAGAUGGUGAGGAUGAACAAGCAUUCAUUUUAACUCUGGUGGAAAUCCCAACCAAUGCUGUAGAAGAAUUUAGUGAUACCACUGCACAGUUAAUGCCAAACCCUUUACUGCCAGCACCCAUAUUGAUCAAAUCCGUGAAUACAGAAGAAAGGAGUGACAUGAGUUUUCCAGUAACUUCAGUUGGUCAGGAUACCAUGUGUUUAUCUGAUUCUGGAAAAGAUGGUUCUGAAGAGCCUCCUCCUGCUAAUUUGGAUCUUAUAUCUAGGAAGAGAUUUCACUGUAUGCUUGAUGAAAGUAACCAUGUUCCUCCUGCCAAAAAAAGUUUGCUCACUUCAGGAGAUGAUUGUCAAAAUCAUACCUCUGAGGUGUGUUCAAAGGAAAUGAUAAAUGUUUCUGAGGAAACAGGGGAGUCUUACAAGGAACAAGGUAUCUUCCCUACCUCAGGAAGCACACAUACAACUCCAGAACCUCAGAAAGAGCAACUUGAACCAACUUUUCAGAGUAUAGGAUCUGGAUCUCCUGAUAAAGUAACAGAUACACAUAUAGAAAAAAGUACAUCUCAGUUACCUCAGGAUGAGAGGAGUGUGUCUGAUAAGGAGGAGAGAACUUGUGCUGCUUCGAAGUCUGAACAAAUGGAUAGCAUCCCAUCAUCUUCAAAAACCCCAUUAUCCAGACCUGGCAGAAGACCCCUGGGAUUUUUGUCUUUAAUAUGUUCAAAGAAUAGUUUGGAGUCUGAUGAACCUACUCAGGUUUAUAAUAAGAAACGUCUAAAACCUCUUAUACCUAUACCAAGAAAGAAUUUGAAAAGAUCAAAUCCACUCACUGAAAGCCAGAAAAAAAUCCAAGAGUCCUCUGAUCAGCUUCCAUCUCCAAGGGUUGUUGAUACUCCUUCUGAGAGUAUUGGCAGUUCAGCAACUCAGGUUUCUUGUGAUCCUCCCUUACCAAAAGAAGAAAGUAAAAGUGGCCAAAACCGGGUACCUGAAGAGGAGCCAACCACAGUCUCUGAAUAUUUCUUUAGUGAUAUCUUUAUCGAAGUAGAUGAAACAGAAUAAAAGUCUUUUUUUUAAAUUUUUUUUUAAGUCUAGGAUUUCCAGAGUCAAAUAUCAACUAAGCAGUAUUUAGAAAAAAGCAUCACAGGCUAUUUUUCUUUAGAUUGAUUUUGAAUAUCUAAUGAGCUUGAUUUGAAGUUCUUAUAAUCAGUGGAAAACAUUGCUGAGGUUCCUUUCAUUCUGAUUGAUUCAGCAUUUUGGAAAAUACAAAGCAAUUAAGACUGCUUCUGAGACAGAAAUAGCUUCUCUUGUUUACAUUUUGACUCUCCUGUGCUGAACACACCAUGGACAUUUUGGAAUGUUGUGGAUAAAUGUCUCUGCAUAAAUCACAAUGCUGACAUAUUUGGAGGUGGAUUGUAUUUAGCAUUUAGCGAACUUCUUUCGUAAAGGUUUUUUUCUGGGUUUUUUUGGGUUUUGUUUUUUGUUUUUUAUUUGUUUUGCUGAAGGCCUUUACAGUUGCCUCUAAGUAUAUGAAAGCAUAUUGUGAAACUCCACUUUAGUAUGGUAAAUGUUAAAACCUUUUCUAUUAUGAGCUAUUUGACUGGAAAAUAUGUAUUUUUCUAAUUUCAUGUUGAUGUUAACAUUAGUCCUAAUUGAACAAGUAGUAUUUAAACUUAUUUAUAAAGAUGAAACAUCAAAAAGUUUAUUUAUUUUUUAAUUUUUUAUUUAAAAGAAUAUUCAGUUUUAAUUAUUUUCACCACUCAGAUUAUGGGUAAAGAAGACAUUGACAAAUUUAUGUUUGUCCCGUUUCCCUCUUUAAUUUUAAAGAUAUUUAAAGUUAUAUCACUAAAAGUAUUUGGAUAGUAGAUAUGUUUUGAAUACAUUUUUUUCUCAUAGUUUAGUAUAUUGAAUUUGUACUGUGAAGUUUUUGUUUUUAUUUUUUGGAUAAUCUCAGGAUUUGUAUGGGAAAAAAACCCCUAAUUUAUGAGGGAGAUUUACAUUCAAAACUUAGUCCCUUUUACACACACACACACACACACACACACACACACACACACACACACACUCCUUUUUUUAAAAACUAAUUUCUUGUUAGUUUUUGCCCCCCAUUAAAUUUUGCUUAAGGGACACUUAGGCCUUUAAGCACAGAACAUAAUUGUGAUGUUAAAACAGGAAAUAAGAUAAUAAGACUUUAUUUAGUCAGUGAUUAUCAUCAGUAUUAAUUUAAGGGUUUUUAAUUUUGAAAUUUUGUUAUUUACAUAUGUAAUUCCAUUAUCCACCCACACAGAUCUUUGGUGGUUCAAAUCAAACUUCUCAAAAACAGAUUUAUUCUUUUAUUUGAAAAGCCUCAGAGCAGGAGUCAGAAACAUUUUCUGCAAAAUAUCCUUCAAUUUGCGGGCCACAUGGCCUCUGUGGCAACUGUUCAAUUCUGCUGUUUCAGUGCUGCUGAAAACAGCCACAAACAAUACUGAAGGGAUUGACAUGGCUGGAAUGGACUUUUAGUUUGACCCCUACAUUAGACAGUCAUUUUCUUACCUUUAGGUGCUGACGUUUUAUCUACGACAUACAUAUAUGUCAUUCAAGUUAUAAGUUGUGCAUCACAAUUAAAACUGUGUUGAUUGCAUUACAAAAUGAUCAGUAUUUCAACUGGGAAGAUAUUUUAAUGUCUAGAUAAUUGUUUAUAUAUUGAAAAAAACAGUGGCCAAAUUUCAAGUUCAUUAGUAAAAUAGGAUAUGGCUCAGCAAGUGUAACAAUAAUCCUAAAAUUGCUAUUAGAGCAUUUCUUAUUCAUUGCUUUAUAGUGAAAUUUACAAUUUAACUUUUUUGUCAUAAAGGAGGAUCUAUAAAUCUGAGUGAAAAUUCUCAAUAGGUAUGCAUUAAUUUAUUUCAUGGCAUUAAUAUGUAACAGAAACCAUGGUAGUAAAUCACAUUGCUAUUUUAAUGCCCUGUUUUUAUAAAAUUUUUAAAGUCUCACAUUCUGAAACAGUUUUUUUCAUUUAAUGUUAGUUUGGAUGUUAGUGCCACAGUUAAACUAUUAUUUUAUCCCUUGUGUAAUAUUUUUUAACUUUGUUAACAUCUGUCUUUUGUUCAUCUAUAAUGAAUUCAUUUUAUGGAAGAUGUAACUUCUUACUAUAUAAGAAAUAAUUUUAUCCUUGGGCAUUCAUUGUGUAAGAGAAUCAAGUCAGCCAAGCUAAAUUAUCCUACUAUUAUAUCCUUAAAACUAAUCUGGGAAAAUAAGAAACUUAAUCAUUGUAUUUACCUUACAAGGUGGAAAGAAUUAGUCACACCCUUUGUUUAUAAUCAUGUAAAGAUGAUGUUGUGAAGAAUUAUUUUGUAAAUCUUAAAGGUGGUAUGAAUAACGGUCUUUGUUUUCUUGACUUUUCCUCCUGAAUACUUAUGUCUUAGCAAGUGGUCAACAUGAUGGUUUUAAAAGCCUAAUUGUUAGUAAAUGAUUGAGGCACAGUUAAAAAUAUGAAUAUCCACUGUUUACCACCAUGUUAUUCGAAAUAGAAGUGACCAUGUGUACUCUCUUGCUUGAAGGAGUUUUUGACAAAAAAGCAAUAUCUGUCAUUUGUAAAUUUUCUUGUUCUAAAGAAAGCAGUUAUGUUCUAUAGAUAUAAAUUAUGUAAAUAAAAGUUAUUUUAUACUA
This is a messenger RNA of Zalophus californianus (California sea lion), 10928 nucleotides long. It is a transcript of the gene BDP1, whose product is annotated as B double prime 1, subunit of RNA polymerase III transcription initiation factor IIIB. The transcript has 41 exons. NCBI's taxonomy places the organism in Eukaryota, Metazoa, Chordata, Mammalia, Carnivora, Otariidae. Gene Ontology annotation, molecular function: TFIIIC-class transcription factor complex binding. The record is from RefSeq and is a predicted model, not a curated record. The coding region runs from base 975 to 8342 and encodes 2455 amino acids. Gene Ontology annotation, biological process: RNA polymerase III preinitiation complex assembly. Gene Ontology annotation, cellular component: transcription factor TFIIIB complex.